Molecule: messenger RNA, 3316 nt
Organism: Piliocolobus tephrosceles (Ugandan red Colobus)
Lineage: Eukaryota; Metazoa; Chordata; Mammalia; Primates; Cercopithecidae
Gene: EFCAB12
Product: EF-hand calcium binding domain 12
Exons: 9
Coding region: 519-2033 (504 amino acids)
Source: RefSeq, a predicted model, not a curated record
CCAUAAGGGGGGCAGAACAUACCAAACACCUUUAUCUGGCCACAGCUCACUUUGGUUCUUCCUAACCCUCUGGAGGAGGCAGGGCCUAUUUUUCUGAUGAGAAAACUAAGGCCUAGAGAUAUGGAGACCUGCGGAAGAUCCCACACUUCACAGGAAAACCGGAGACUUUCUACAGUAGAUUCCGGGGCACCGCGCCGAAGAAAUCCCGCCUUUCACCAACCCCAGAACUGGGCACGGCGUGGAUUUGCUCCCUGACCCUCCUAGAAUUGGACGAAAAGGAGGUGGGGUCAGCAGGAGCUUGGCGGAGCGGGCUCGCUCCUGGCACGUGGCAGAGCUCAGCCAAUUGGCGCGGGGCGUCGGUAGCCACGGUAACAGGUUGCUCUGGCUGUCCGAGCUGAGCGCCUUUCGCACGACUUGGAGUUACUGUUUAUCUGAUACCCAGGCACCCCUACGCAAGCAAGCCCACAUCUACACACAUUCACAUACGCCCUUCAGCACCUCCUCCCAGCACCACGACCAUGGACGACGACUAUGAAGCGUACCACAGUCUGUUCUUGUCGCUGCUGGGACUCUGCCCAUCUAAGACUUCCAUCAAUGAAAAUGCCACCGUCUUUGAUCCUGAACUGGUCAUUGCCCACUGCUUCAAGCAGUUCAAGCAGAAGGACUUCCGCCUGCCUCAGACCCGCCGGCGAAUCAUCAUGGUGCCUAGCAAGGAAGAUCAGACGCCCAUUAAUCCUGCAUCCCCACCUCAGGCUCCCCCAAAGCCCAUCCCCAGCUUCAAAGCUCUGGAAGCUAAAGAUAUCCAAGAGCAGCCAGAGGACAGGAAGACCUGGCUGAGCCGGAGGGCGAAGCUGCGGCAGGAGCUGGAGUCCUUUGGUGAUGUAAAGAGGUGGCUGGAGAACAAGCCCAGCAUCACGCCUUCAGAGGCCAAGGUCUUACACAUGAUCCACGAGGAGAAGAGUGCCCAGCCAAAUGCCUCCCAGGCAACUACCAGGACCACCAGGAAAAAAGCCCCCCGGCUCUCCCGCCAGAUGGUGCCCCAGCUCCAGCUGCCCAAGCCCUCUGCCCUGUCAGUCAUGUACUCCUACCUGCAUAGCCGCAAGAUCAAGAUCCUGGAGAUAUUUCACAAGGUGGGCCAGGGUGAGAACCAGAGAAUCACCAGGGAGAAGUUCAUCACGGCUGUAAAGGCAGUUGGAGUCCCUCUGAAGAACCAGGAGGUGGAGGAUAUAGUGAUCUACCUCAGCUCUCUUGGGAAGCACAACACCAUCACCAUGGACAUCCUGGCGAAUACCUACAAGCAGUGGUCUAUGGCUCAGCAAAGGAGCAGCCUGGCCACUGCAAGGAAGCGUUAUAUCUUGGUUAAGCACAGAGAUUCCCUGAAGGGUCUGCUCAAGAAGCAGGAGGUGGAUUCAGCCCCACAGCUUCCCAAAGUGGACCUGCUGACGGUGCCUGCAGUCGACACACAGAUGGAGGCGCGGCCCAUGACCCUGGAGGAGAUGGAGGAAGUGGGCAAGCGGUACCGCGAGCGGCAGCGACAGCACAAGCUCGUGAUCCCCUCUAUCCAGUACACGGAGCAGUGCCGCCUGGUGCGCUGUGGGAAUCGGCACUUUGAUGAGCACUGCCUGCCGUCCACCGUCCACGGGGAUAUGAGGGAGCUCAUUGACUCGACCCGCAGGCACAACUUUCUCGUCUACCUGCAAUGCUGGAAGCUCUGUGAGUCCUAUGGCCUCCUGCUGACGGAGGACAUCCUCAUGAAAGCCUUGCUGUACCCAGGAGACAAGAUCAUUUUCCAGAUGGACAAAGUGCGCCCCAUCCGGCAGCCAGGAGGCUACUACUCUGACUGGAAGGUCUUUUCUCCGAAUCUGGCUCUGCUCCGGUCCCAGGGCCCCAGCAAGUCUAAGAGGACUGACAAGCUGAGUUUCGGACCCUCUUUCUCCCUGCCUUGGCCUCCUGCCCCAUUGCUCUCCUUUCAGUGCAGGGGCUGGAGGCUGGCAUACCUGGGACGCCAUGUUGUGCUUAUGUCUGCAUCCUAGGGCAGCAUCCCCCAACCUGACUGCUCACUGCAGACUGACCAGUCCCGGGUCACCCUUGGCGUGUGUCUCAGGAUCACGGCCUGCUGGCCUCAGCUCCCAUACAGCUACCCUCCUGACCCCAGUCCUGCACAAUCGCAAGGUUUCUGGAAAAGAUGAAAAAGAGAGCCUUCUUAGAGAACAUGGCUGGAAUGAGGGGCUUCACAAAUCCCCAGCCAGGUGUCAGGGCCCUGCAGAGAACAGGGGGCCGCCCUUUCUCUGCCCUGCCCCCUUGCAGUGGACACACCCCUUCUCUGGCAAGAGGUGGGCUUGCAGCUCCUAGGAGGAGAAAGGAACUUUUCCCUGGGACCUGCUCCCAGCCCUUUCGAGAGACCAACCUGAGUCUUCUUCAAGAAAACGGCCUCCUUUGGCACUCCAAAGCCUGAGCUACCCAGAUUUGAGUCAAGCAGCAGGUGACAGCCCAUGGGCAGCAUCAAUGGGUGACUGCAGAUGAAUAAGGCAGCAUCCCCACAGAGGGAGGGGCGCAGCAUGGGCGGAGGAGAGCCCAGCUGGCCGGACACCAUGAGGUGGGAGGGGCCUGGACCUGCCCCUGCCCCUAGACCCCUGCCAGCUGCCCACUGGGUGUGUGGCCAGAAUGCCUGCAGUGGGACACAGCGGGGCCUUAUAGAGAUCAGACAGGCCUCCGGUUAAAUGGACAAGGAAACCGCCAAAGAAAAGCAAGAAAAUGCACUUUAAGGAGUUUGAGGAAUUUACCAGGAAGCUGAAGGAGAGGAGGUCCAGUGGUCUGCAGCAAACGCACCCCAAUUCCUUCUGGCCGGGUCACCUUCUGGAUAAGCUGCAGCUCUACCUGCCCACUGUGGCCACAGACCGGAGCCUGGCGCUCUUCAGUUGUGUUCAACACCAGCCCCAUGUCUAUCCAGCCACCUACCACCCUGACCACUGGUGGCCCCUUAGGAACAAGAACUACAUGACCUGCGCCUAUUAUGAUGCCGCCAAAGUGUACUACAUCAACUAGAGCGGGCCAGGUGUUGCCGGACCCAGCCUUCCUGGGCCAGGAGCUGGUGCAGCCAGCAGCCCAGAGCCCAGACACAAGAGGAGUGUCAAAGAGUCAGACUAAAGAAAUCCUUUCAAAGACGGAUGGCCGGGCCCCAGUUCCCUCUAGACUCCAAGUGCCCAGUGUCUCAGAGGGUAGAUGUGUCUAAGGAAGGACGUACAUUUUUUGACUAUUUCCCUCCCCUGACCUCUGCCCUUUCUAAAUAAAGCAGGUUGGAGUUUUUCUCAUGUCA